AUGGCGUUCAAUAUUGCGCAGCUAUCCAGCCCCCGGCUUGCCGACCAACUGAGUGCACUGAGAUCGCUGAAGAAUGAGGUCGUUGGCCACAGUCAAAAAAAAGAGCAAUGGGUACAAGCUGGUGUUCUGAGGCCUAUUGUUAGCAUUGUGGAGGGCGCGUCGGAGCAUGUCAACGGCAAGGAUUCCCGACAACGGCACCCGAUAACGAGGAACCUGAGUGACGACGAAGCAGUGAAGCUCCACGCCCUCCAGCUUCUUGCCACCUUCGCCAACGCCGGAACCGUCUUCCUUCUUCCACUCCACGCGGCUGGCGCUCUUUCUGCUAUCCUGAGCAGUUCUUGUCUACAGCAUGAACGCUCCCAGAUUGUCCUCGCCGCGCUUCGCGUGUUGCGCGGCAUCGUCGAAGCAGUCGCUUUUGUCCCUGCUUUCUCUCCUAUCAACUCCACCUACCUAGCCGACACCAUUUUCUCGAGUAGCCACCUGGAACCCCUCGCCUUCAUUUUAACUCAGUCCCACUCGAAUCGAGACGUCGAGGCGCAAGUGUCCAUUGUGGCCAAAUUUAUUGGUAUACUUUGUCAAGAAGAGCGCCAUCGGGUCGCAUUGGUCAACUGUGGUGUCCUUGACGCACUGGCAACGAGGUUGGCAGCCUUUGCUGUAGCAGAAGGGCAAGUGAUACCGGGCGCCGAGAUCAUCUGUCGCUCAGCAGGUCUGUCAGGAUUCAUACCGAGCCCAGCAAGUCCGGCACUUGACAUAGCAGACGUCUUGGGAGCUAUCGCCGCCAUCAUUACAGAUUCGCCAUUCAGAACUUGCAGGCUUCUAUACUCGCCUUGCAUACUGGCAGUUUUUCCUCGUACAGAUUGCGAUUGGGAAGUGUGCCCAAAAUCGUCCCCUGAAUUCCUCGAGCUCCCUGGCCUGAAGCCUACAAGACAGAAUGAAUUCGAACCCAUGGACUUGUUACUGCCAUACAUGCCAGUUCAGUUGCGUGGCCAAACGACGCCCAACGCACCGUUUCCGCCGCUAGGGUCGACCUCUUUGAGGGAGGGGAUCAGCUUUCACAGCCGUGUAAAUUCGAAAGCCAACAAUCAGAGCUGGGGUUCAAACGACGAAUCAUUCAUGGGCGGUGACGAGAGUGAUGUGGAGGAAGCCGAAAGCCCUCUUGUGCCUUGGCUUAUCGGGUUAGUACGAUUUCGGGACGGCCUGGCUGCUCUGACGGCAGCAUCUGUUCUCACGUCUCUUUUCAAAUGUGGGUUUGCUUACAAGAUGAGAGAAAUCACCCUGGGUCUCCUCGUUGUCCCAAAACUACUGCAGCUACUCGACACAGUGGAAGAAAAAGCCAACCAUACUGAUACUUCUAUGGGCGACGCUGAAACAGCCACAAUUUGGGGUAUUAUAGAACGGGCACCAGCCAUCUUGGCUCGUCUGAUCACGGACAGUGAAUCUUUGCAAAAAGCAGCUUUUGAUUCCGGUGCGGUCAAGACGAUAUGCAGGCUUUUGAAGAAUACCUAUGACACGCCGCCACCACUGAACCAGGCACGACCUUGGUCUCCGAACGCGGAAGAUGAGAGGAUGCCACUGAACUCGUCACCAAGCUGCCAACUCGGUGAGCCCGGUAUGAACCCCCUUGCGAGGCACCGAGUCAAGGUUAGGGAGAGCUCGUUGAAGUCUCUAGCUGCACUAGCAGCAUUCAAGGAAGAAUAUCGGAAAGCGUUCGUGGAUCAGGAUAUUAUUCCAUAUGUCGUGGAGUCUCUGAGGCAGUCACCACACCAGCCCAAACAGUUAAAGGAGAAAUCUAGUAGCGACACCACGGCAGAAGAGGCACCAAAAUCGGCUGGUUUUGGCAAGAAUCCACCGUCGGUGAACAUCGAAGCUUGCUAUGCGGUUCGCAUGCUCUCUAGGUCGGUCAACAUACUACGAACCUCGCUUGUGGACCACGCUGUAGCAAUACCGCUAUACAAGUUGCUCCUUCACUCCGACCUCAAAGUACAGGUCGCUGCCACCGCUGCGAUGUGCAACUUAGUUACCGACUUCAGUCCCAUGCGGGAGACUUUGACUGACGCCGGCCUCACGAAGGUGUUGUGCGACCACGCUAGAUCACAGAACGCAGACCUGCGGCUUAAUGCUUUAUGGGCGCUUAAGCAUUUGGUUCACUCUGCGAGUAUCGACCUCAAGAAGAACUGCUUGGAGGAGCUCCAAUCAGGCUGGCUGGUGCAAUUGAUACGCGACGAAAAGGAAGACGAGGCACUACACUCGGCACGGAGGGGCGACACGCAACAUAGUCAAGGCGUAUUCGAUGAUGUGGACGAGGACAUGGACAUGGAUGAUCAGAUCCGGUCACCAUGCUACAGACAUGCCAGUGCACUCCUGCCAUCGGACAGUCAUAUCCUCCGCCUAGCUGAUGCAAGACUUUCGAAGCUUCGAGAGGCUGAGUCUAACCCACUUUGCAAGGUGAGACGAGACGAUCUCGCAAUCCAAGAACAGGGACUUGGCUUCAUCCGAAAUCUCAUCGGGGGAGCUUAUGCGGGCAACAUUACAGAUCAAAAUAACGACACGCCGUUGAUGAUCGAUCACCUAUUCAACACCUUAGGACAUGACGAACUUUUCAGGAUCCUCGCAAGCAAGCUCAGGGUUAAGGUCCUCCACCCAUUCAGUGGCCGCCGUGGCCCUACCGGUAGCGAGACUAGAGUGCUUUACCCCCAAGCUAAGAUCAUCGAGGCGGUGAUAUACAUAUUAGUGCACAUGGCCGCCAGCAUACCGCGCCAUCGGCAGCUGGUCGUUGCGCAGACGGAGCUGUUGAGGCUGUUGGCAGGCCUCUUCAGCAGCCAGGACCGAGAGGUGCGCGUAGCCCUGUGCUACCUGAUCAACAACUUGACGUGGCAGGACGACGUGCACGAUGCCCCCGCAUGCUCGCAACGGGCCACUGAACUGAAGAAGCUGGGGUUCUUGACCAAACUCGAGUCUCUCGGCCAGAACGACAACGAAUUAGACGUGCGCGAACGUGCUAAGACCGCUCUCUGGCAGAUGAAGCAUGGUUAUUAG
Molecule: messenger RNA, 3036 nt
Organism: Pseudomassariella vexata
Lineage: Eukaryota; Fungi; Ascomycota; Sordariomycetes; Amphisphaeriales; Pseudomassariaceae
Product: armadillo repeat protein
Exons: 2
Coding region: 1-3036 (1011 amino acids)
Biological process (GO): proteasome-mediated ubiquitin-dependent protein catabolic process
Cellular component (GO): GID complex
Molecular function (GO): protein binding
Source: RefSeq, a predicted model, not a curated record